Molecule: messenger RNA, 3957 nt
Organism: Cherax quadricarinatus
Lineage: Eukaryota; Metazoa; Arthropoda; Malacostraca; Decapoda; Parastacidae
Source: RefSeq, a predicted model, not a curated record
GGCUACACGAGCUUCUGGAACGACUGCAUAUCUUCAGGGCUGCGAGGCUGCAUUUUGAUAGAGCUAGCUCUCAGAGGCAGAGUAGAGCUGGAGAAGGCCGGCCUACGCCGGAAAUCUCUGCUCAACCGCAAGGUAAUACUGCGAUCUGACCAGCCCACCGGUGAUGUCCUCCUCGAUGAAGCACUUAAACACAUAAAAGAAACGGAUCCACCUGAGACUGUGCAAUCCUGGAUUGAAUUUCUCUCAGGGGAGUCUUGGAACCCUCUUAAACUGCGCUACCAGCUGCGCAACGUGCGAGAACGACUGGCCAACAUCGUGAUGAAGGGUAGUCUUGACCCCGAGAACAGAACCUUCCUCGUCUUCGACAUGACCACACACCCCCUCACAGACAAUGUAACCAAGACUAAACUUGUAAAAAAGGUUCAGGACAGUGUGUUGAGUCGAUGGGUAGGUGACCCUCAGAGGAUGGAUAGACGAGUGUUGUCGCUCAUCUACCUCGCCCACGCUUCCGACGUCCUGGAAAAUGCCUUUGCUCCGCUCUCCGACGAUGACUAUGAGGUGGCUAUGAAGCGAGUGCGGGACCUGCUGGACCUGGACCUGGACGUGGAAGCUUCAAAACCCAACGCAAACGACCUCAUGUGGUCCGUCUUCGCAGCAUUUAUCAAAUAACUUCGGCAUGGCUGAGGGCGUGAGCGGUGCAAAAUAAAUAUCAGUGCCUGUGAUGAUUCCAAUGAACACGGUGUGAAGAAGAAUGAUUUCUUUGCGUGCCGUGUGGUGCAUUGUGCGUGGGGAGUUUCCAUUCGUGACUUUCCUUUUCUUGUUAAUUUCCGCAGGAAAUGCGUCAGUUUACGCAUAAGGUGAUGGUUGCUCAGAGCUAUAUAAAGCCAUGUCUUUAAUGAGUGGAACCAAAAGCAAAACAUAUGACAAACUCUCGUAUAAAGCUCCUCUUCAGAAUGCAAUCGUUAGUACGAUUGAGAAAGCACAUUGAUAAUUGAAGAGUGAGCGGAAGGGCCUUCAUAACACACACCUUUCAAUUUCCGAUGGACUUUUCCAGUCGCAUUUGCAAAAUAAUCACUGCACGUGGAAGAGCUUUAUACAAGAGCUGUGCGUUCAGUUCUCUAGCAACAGUCUGCCGAGACGACAGAUUGUUGCUCAUUAAUUUUUCUGCCAUCAGUAUGGGAUGGACGGACGGAUGGAUGGAUGGAUCGAGUGUGUUGAGUCUUACCACUGAUUAACAACUCUACAUUUCAUGAUUCAGCUUAUGAUUUUACGUAUGUAUGCUGAUUUUUGUGUAUUUAUACAUAUGUAGAUACUAUCGUACAAGCAUAUAUGUAUGUGAGGCGCGUGUAUGUGUACUGCUUACUGUAAUAAAAAAUAGUAUUCAGUAUGCUGUAUGGGUGUAUAUAUGUGGAUUGUAUGUAUGUGUUGUAUGCAUAUUGUUGUAUGUAUGUGCAUUGUUUGUAUAUUGUGUGUGUAUGUAUAUGUAUGCAUAAAUGGUAAAAAGUAUUAUCUUAGAGAGCUUCCAAAAUAAUUUUGGACUUCGUCACAAGACUUUGACACAAAAUUAUUUUGUUUGGUCUUUUGUGAUGUCAAGUGGCUUUCUGAAUGCCUUUUUGCUGGUGCGAAAAUUUCCAGAGUGUAUGCAGUAUACAUGAGCAUAUACAUACGUGAACUCUUGGGUACUUUUGGACAUCUAUAUAUAUAAAUUUGGCUAGGGAUUUAUUUUGAGUUUUCUUGAUUCACACUGUAUUGAAUUUUGAGUCGCACAUUAAUAUACUCUUGUUAUCUUCUUUCAAAAUUGGCAGCUGUAAUGAGUCAUUUGGUGUCUUAUGGUAUUGGAAAACUGCCAUAAAAUAUGCUAUUGACAUUUUUAUUGUAAUUGAUUUACAGAUGAAAUUUCUGCAAAUUUCCGGGAAUUUUUAAAAUCCGCGAGUUUGUUAUGGCAUUAUUUUAUACAUAAAGUUAGUGUAUAGGCAGAGGUGUGAUGCUUAGAGUAGAUUAGCAACCUGCAUGGUGGUGGUGCUGAGGUGUGAGGGUAUACAGGGACACACAUGGUGUUGGGGACAUGGAACCUUAAACUCUGAGAAGGACACAGGCAUUUUAUCAAAAUAUUCAUCAGUGUGAGUAACACGCACAUGGGAGGAGACUCAAUCUUACGGCCUUGUUUUAGUCUGACCUGGACCGUUAACUAGUUGCACCCAGUCCUGGCAGUGUGCCUUCAUAUUUGUGAUUCAUUGAGGAUACAUUUAGCCCACCAGUGAGUUCUUCAGUCUACUGGACUGGAGAUACAUUUUGCGCUGGUGGGCAAAAUUUAUUCUCGUUAAACAUCGUGAUAAUUGCUUGCGUAUCUUUCUCACAUUCUUGUUAUCAUUAAUAAACAAAUUUAAUGUUAACUGAUCUUACUGGGAUCCAGAUAUUAGUGUGAAGUUAUAAUUAAUACACCUAAUUUUUUUUUCACCAUAGUUAAGAUUCUCAGUAAGUUAGGCUGACUGACUGAUGCAACAAGUGUGUUACUAUUUAAAAAAAAAUUAUGAAGAGCUGUUGUGAAGUUGCAAAGUGCAUAAGUUUUGCAAUGGCAGAGUACAAGUGCUCCUUGACUUUAUGAUGGUGGGAUAACAAUUACUUCGCAGCUGAAACUUGAGAUAAUUACCCAGCGUGAAGGCGACAAGUCCCUAACUUAUAUUCAUUUAUUCACUUUUCAGCACUGGUAUUUAGUUACAGUAAUUAUUUAUUUACUUGUAUUCAGUGACAAUAGUUAUUUAUUUAGCAUAUACAGUGGACCCCCAGUUAACGAUAUUUUUUCUCUCCAGAAGUAUUUUCAGGUGCCAGUACUGACCGAAUUUAUUCCCAUAAGGAAUAUUGUGAAGUAGAUUAGUCCAUUUCAGACCCCAAGCAUACACGUACAAACGCACUUACAUAAAUACACUUACAUAAUUGGUCGCAUUCGGAGGUGGUCGUUAUGCGGGGGUCCACUCUAUUCAUACUUAUAUUUUCAAGCCCAUAGUAAGUCAAGGACCAUCUGUAUAUAGUACUUUAUUAAGGUUCUUGUUUAAUAUAUUAAGCUUCCAGUAUCUGUAUAUUUUGUAUUUGUUAUUAUCUAUAAGAAUAACCAAAAAUGAACAGUAUAAAAAUAUUACUGGGGACGGUUUUGAAUUGUAAUCUUUGUUAAAUUGUGUGAUGGUGGGUUAUUUAACAUUUUCCAGGCGUCUUGUUCAAUCUGGCAUCUGAACGGAAGAGGCUACAGAAAUGUGCAAUUAAAAAGGGACCAUUAAUGGUAAAAAUUGUGAUGUUGGCGUGUGUCUGGCAAGACAGCAGUUGAAUGAAUGACAGUGAAUGUGUUUCCUCUUUGUGGAGUUAACCUACUUUGGUGGGAGAUGGCCAGGGUAAAAAAAAAAAAAUAGAGGUGCUGAAAAUCCUCUGGCCAGUAAUUGAUGGUCUUGACUCCAGGGCUAGUCAUCAUGGCCCAGGGCUGGUCAUUGUAGCCCAGGGCUGGUCAUUGUAGCCCAGGGCUGGUCAUUGUAGCCCAGGGCUGGUCAUUGUAGCUCAGGGCCAAUCAUUGUAGCCCAGGGCCAGUAAUUGUGGCCUAGGGCCAGUAAUCAUGGCCCAGGGCCAGUCUGACAGGGUAGGGAAGCCUCAUGAAACCCCCUGAAGGUAUACCAAGGUAUAGCUACCACCAUAUCCACCAUAAUAAGCACAAUGGUUGAAGGUGAGUUGUGUAAGGUAGUGAGUCCCUGGGCCUGACUGCAGUAGACCAACCAUGCACCACUACCAUGCUUGGGGCUUAAGGUAAACAUUACCUGGUGAUAGCCAGUAAUGCUGUAAUAUUACGUCGCUUUUUACUUCUAGAUAUUAAGAGAGAUGGUGACGGUAUAAGUGAAAACAAUCCUGUAUACAGAGUUAUUAGCAUGAGUUGUCAUAGACUAAAGAGAAAAGUAAUAAAAAUGAACGAUUAUCCCA